AGUUCCCCUUCUGGCCUCCCCGGCGAUGGCGACGGCGGCGAGCUCCGGCGGCCAUCAGUAUGUCUCGGUGAAGUUGGAGAGCCCGCGCCUAGCGGCGCUCGACCUCGCCCCUCACCUCUUCGGCUCCCACCCCAUCGCCGGCUCGUGGGACCCGUCCAAAGCCCUUCCGAUGGAGCGGGCGGCGGAUGCCAUUUGGGAGCUCAGCUGCGUCCUCCCUUCUCGCCACGAAACAAUGGAUUUCAAGCUAGUGUUGAAACAAAAAGCCGAUAGCUCACAGUGCAUUGUUGAGGAGGGGCCGAACCGACCGCUAGGUUGCGGGAGCAAUGAAGUGGAAAUGACAGAUGCGGUCUUUAAACUAAAUGACAAGGAUGCACUUGAGUGUAAGGUUUGGGUUGAGACGGAACUGUUAUCCCCAUUCGACCUGGCUGCAAGCUGGAAGGCUCAUCAGGAGAAUCUUCAGCCCUCAAGGGUGCGAGGGACGUAUGAUGUCGUUAUGGAUGUGACUAAAUCCAGGCCCAAGAAUGACUUCGCUUCUGGUCUGGAGCUUGAUUUAGAGAAGUAUGUAGUUCCAACAACACCCAGCAUGGGCUCAGGUGUUUAUGCAGCUAACUUGACUGAGAAUCCCCGCUAUUUAUUGAACACCGGUAUGUCCUCAAACAAUGAUACCACAUUGGGCAUUUUGCACAACUUGGUCAAAGGCGAUGCAUCCCCGGACCAUUAUGCUAACACGAAAAAGGAUGUUGAUGGGAGACAUGCACCACAACAGGAAGGACAUAGGGUGGUCUUUGUUGAUAGAGGUGUUGGUUCACCAAGGUUUGCUAGACCAAAAAAUGAAACCAUUUCAACAAGCAACAUCAAGCAGGAUUGUGAAGGAAAGGUUGUACCACCACACAAUAUAGAAAAACAUGGAAGUGUGGGCAUGCCAGCAGCAGAAGGAGCUGUUGCAGCAGCAGCUGUAGCUGAUCAGAUGUAUGGACCAAAAGAAGACCGCAAGUUGGUCAUUGUCCUGGUUGGGCUGCCAGCUCGUGGUAAGACCUUUACGGCAGCUAAGCUUACAAGGUAUCUCCGAUGGUUAGGUCAUGAAACAAAGCACUUCAAUGUCGGAAAGUACCGCCGGCUGAAGCAUGGUACUAAUCAGACUGCUGAUUUCUUUCGUGGAGAUAACAAGGAGGGUGUUGAGGCACGUAAUGAGGUGGCAGCAUUAGCAAUGGAAGAUAUGCUAUCUUGGAUGGAAGAAGGUGGCCAAGUUGGUAUUUGUGAUGCUACAAAUAGCACAAGAAAUCGGAGGAACAUGCUGAUGAAAAUGGCUGAAGGAAAAUGUAAGAUCAUCUUUGUGGAAACAAUAUGCAAUGAUCAGGAUGUUCUUGAGAGAAAUAUUCGCUUGAAAGUUCAACAAAGUCCGGAUUAUGCGGAGCAGACGGAUUUUGAAGCUGGUGUACGAGAUUUCAAAGAGCGGUUAGCCUAUUAUGAAAAGGUGUAUGAACCAGUCGAAGAAGGCUCAUACAUAAAAAUGAUCGAUAUGGUUAGUGGGAAUGGGGGCCAAUUGCAGAUUAACAAUAUAAGUGGUUACUUGCCUGGACGGAUUGUUUUCUUCUUGGUGAACUGCCAUCUUACACCUCGUCCUAUCUUGCUAACUAGGCACGGGGAAAGUUUAGAUAAUGUCGGAGGAAGAAUCGGUGGAGAUUCUUCUUUGAGUGAGGCUGGGCAGAUUUAUUCAAGGAAACUUGCAAGCUUUGUGGAGAAGCGACUGAAGUCUGAGAGAACUGCCUCUAUAUGGACUAGCACACUCCAGAGGACAAUAUUAACAGCACAUCCAAUCAUUGGAUUUCCAAAGAUACAAUGGCGUGCACUUGAUGAGAUAAAUGCUGGCGUCUGUGAUGGGAUGACAUAUGACGAAGUAAAGAAAAAUAAACCUGAAGACUAUGAAUCACGUCGCAAAGACAAGCUGAGGUAUCGUUAUCCUAGAGGAGAAUCCUACCUGGAUGUCAUUCAGAGAUUGGAGCCUGUAAUAAUUGAGCUUGAAAGGCAGCGGUCGCCAGUGGUAGUCAUAGCUCACCAGGCUGUGUUAAGAUCACUAUAUGCGUAUUUUGCGGACAAACCACUGGAGGAAGUUCCUAAGAUUGAAAUACCUCUUCAUACAAUUAUCGAGAUAAAAAUGGGCGUCACUGGCGUUGAAGAGAAGAGAUACAAACUCAUGGACGCAGUAAACCCCACCGCAGGGAUCUAAGACGUGGUGCAUGGAGUUUGUCUUCUCAAAGCAAAAUGCACAAAUAAAUCUUCAGAUGACAUUAUUUUUCGUGUAGUCUGUGGAUGAUCCUCAGAUGUAUAACUAAAGUCUAUCAAAUGAAAGCAAAGCUAUAGUGCAGAGUGAAUUAUUCCCUGACAGGUUUAGCUCAUAGAUGACCGUUGAACUUUUCAAAUUUUGGCUGGCUAUGUAAAGAUUCGCUCAUUGCAAUCCAAAUGAAUUCAGUAUUUUUCAGUUA
This is a messenger RNA of Lolium rigidum, 2483 nucleotides long. RefSeq names its product 6-phosphofructo-2-kinase/fructose-2,6-bisphosphatase-like. Gene Ontology annotation, cellular component: cytosol. Lineage: Eukaryota; Viridiplantae; Streptophyta; Magnoliopsida; Poales; Poaceae. The coding region runs from base 26 to 2227 and encodes 733 amino acids. Gene Ontology annotation, molecular function: fructose-2,6-bisphosphate 2-phosphatase activity; 6-phosphofructo-2-kinase activity; ATP binding. The transcript is spliced from 23 exons. The record is from RefSeq and is a predicted model, not a curated record. Gene Ontology annotation, biological process: fructose 2,6-bisphosphate metabolic process; fructose metabolic process.